AUGCAAGUUGGAACAGCAGAAAAUUAUAGUGCUUGGAAAGUCUUUCAGGCAUUCUCAUCGCUUGCUCGACAGGAGCCUACACUUAUGAAUGAUCGUGUUGUUAAGAAUUUGGCAAAAUCUCGAAAUACUAGUGCUGCGAUGAUCUUACUAUCAUUCGCUGUGAGCCAAGGUGUUGGAAUUGUUCCCAAAUCUACUAUUCCUGACGAAAUCAAGCAGAAUAUAGAGGUGGUGAACUAUAAACUGAGCAAAGAAGAAAUCGAGUCAUUGCAUAAGCUGAAUCGUGAUCAAAACUAUAUUCCUAAUUGUUACGGAUGGCGUGUGCUAUAA
Molecule: messenger RNA, 327 nt
Organism: Haemonchus placei
Lineage: Eukaryota; Metazoa; Nematoda; Chromadorea; Rhabditida; Trichostrongylidae
Source: the annotation of a GenBank genome assembly